CCGGGACGCGACGCGGCCGACGCGCGAAGACUGCGCGCGAUCCGAGCGCGAUGCGCGCGUUCAACGCGCCCGCGGCGACGGCGACGCGCGGUGCGGUGACGACGGCGACGCGACGACGACGCGCGACGACGAUGGAGGGACCGAGCGCGACGAUCGCGGCGACGACGAUGCGCGCGAGGCGAUGGGAACGCGCGCGAGGGUGCGGGAACGGGCGCGCGGGACGCGCGGUCGUCGCGCGGGCGACGGCGAGGCGCGCGGCGGUGGAUCUGCGGAAGGUGAUCGAGGAUUUGUGCGAGGGGGCGGAUUUAUCCGAGGAGGACGCGCACGCGGCGAUGGAGGCGCUGCUGGACGCGGAUCCGACGCAGAUCGCGGCGUUUUUGGUGCUGCUCCGGGCGAAGGGGGAGACGGCGAGCGAGAUGGCGGGGUUGGCGCGAGCGAUGCAGUCGAGAGCGGUGACGGUGGACGCGGGGGACGACGUGCUGGACAUCGUCGGCACGGGGGGGGACGACGCGGGCACGGUGAAUAUUUCCACUGGAUCGUGCGUGUUGGCCGCCGCGGCGGGAGCGAAGGUGGCGAAACACGGUUCGCGAUCGGUGUCUUCGCUGUGCGGGUCGGGCGACGUGCUGGAGGCGCUCGGCGUGGACAUCGAGCUGGGACCGGAGAGCAUGAAGCGCUGCGUCGAGGAAGUCGGCGUCGGAUUUAUGUUCGCGCCGAGAUAUCAUCCGGCGAUGGCGAAGGUCUCGCCCGUGCGCAAGGCGCUCAAGGUGCGAACGGCGUUUAACAUGUUGGGCCCGAUGUUGAACCCGGCGCACAGCAAGUACGCGCUCGUCGGCGUGUACAGCACGGGGGUGCAGCAACUCAUGGCGGACUCGUUGAUGAAGCUUGGGAUGAAGAAGGCGUUGAUCGUGCACUCCAUGGGAUUGGACGAACUCACGCCGGCGGGACCCGCGGACGUCGUCGAGGUGACGCCGAGCGGCACGCGCGCGUACACGUUCGAGCCGAAGGAUGUCGACAUUAAGCCGUGCACGCUCGAGGAUUUGCGCGGCGGCGACCCGACGACAAACGCGAGAAUUUUGCGAGCCGCGUUGGAGGGUGAGAAGGGCCCGGUCGCCGAGACCCUGAUUUUGAAUGCCGGCGUCGCUAUGGCGGCCGCGCAGCAAGCGAAGGACGUCGUGGAAGGCAUCGCCAUGGCGAGAGAGGCGCACGAGAGCGGCAAGGCGGGCAAAACGCUCGACUCCUGGAUCAAGCUCACCCAAGAAUUGAGAAAGACCGAGGCGUAG
Molecule: messenger RNA, 1280 nt
Organism: Ostreococcus lucimarinus CCE9901
Lineage: Eukaryota; Viridiplantae; Chlorophyta; Mamiellophyceae; Mamiellales; Bathycoccaceae
Exons: 1
Coding region: 168-1280 (370 amino acids)
Biological process (GO): L-tryptophan biosynthetic process
Cellular component (GO): cytosol
Molecular function (GO): anthranilate phosphoribosyltransferase activity
Source: RefSeq, a predicted model, not a curated record